CCGAAAAAAACGAACCGAACCGAAACCAACCCGAUAUCCGGAUUGAACACCCGUAAUCCAAAUGAAGCCAAACUAUUGUUUCAUUCUCCAAAAUAUAAUAAAAAUAAUAACUUAAUCCCGCGCAAGGCGCGGAUCUUAUCCUAGUUUGUUAUAUAACUUGAACUAUAUCUUUUGACUUUGAAAAAAUGGUAAGAGGAUUUCUAGAAUUCGACUUUUUAAUUCUGCUGAUGAUAAUGACAGCUAACAUGUUAUCUCCAGAUCAGUAUCAAUACAAAGACAAUAGUCUGUCUCCUACAAAUCAAUACGUUAAUAUGAUGUCUACUGUACGUAACGUAAACAUGGUACUAUGCCACUAGGUUGGUAUACAAAAACUACUAAAAAGAAAUACUAUAAAAAGAUGUAGAAGUUCCUUUGCUGAUGGAAUUAUAGUUACGAACACUCUCUAGUACACUGUACAAUGUACACUGGUAUCUUUCUGACGUACUUUGAUUUUGUCAAAGUGGUUGUAUUUUUGGUUUUGUCUGCGUAACCAAGCAAUUGUCGUCCACCAAUUAAAAUAGAACCGGCCAACCUGCUCAGAAUUUUAGGAAGCCUUUCAUUUUUUGUUGACUUGCUUGUAACGCUAUAAACUCUGCAUCGUUUCUAAUUAAGAAGCGAGACACAGUCAGUCACUAAGCCUCUUGAUAGUGUUUCGGGUUUUGGAGGCGCCAUGGAGACUCCACAUGCGAAGGAGCUGCUGAAGAAGAUGCAAAAGCUAGAGGAAAGUCAGGAACAUCUUAAGCAAGAGAUGUCAAGACUCAAGGUAUCCACAGAGCUUAAACAGCGAUCACCUUCCGCGUCGGCGAGGAGAAACAUAGGAGCUCCAUCGUGGAGGGAGAGCAGUGCCACCUCGUUUCGCCACGCUUCACCGUUGCAUGAUGCUAUAAAUUUGAAAGUUGGAGUCUGUGGAGGAGCGGGACCAUCGGCCCUGAAGUUCACAAACAAACAAUACUUGAAUAUACUUCAGUCGAUAUCACAAUCUGUCCAUGUCUUGGAUCUAAAACUGCGAAUCAUCUUUUGGUAAGUGUUAUGAAUGAACGUGAAUUAACCAUGAAGAAAGCAAAAAAAUUUAAGAGAAGCAAAAAUUUGUUUAAAGUUUGUAUAUUAAUUAAUAGUUUAAUAGGAUUGACCCGUAUUAUAUAUAAUACUAUCUGAAAAACUCGAUACUGUUUUUCCUUAUAAAAAUAUUCUUAUCUCACUAAAUAAAAUUUUAUUAAUCUUAAAAAGCAUACUGCGGAGAUUUUAGCUACUUUCACAAUUACUAGCAAGUAGAGAUUUUAUGUAAUGACUGGUAUGUCUUCAGAUUCCAACGUGAUGUCAUCAUGAUUGUUCCAGGAAUGCAAUGUCGGAAAAGCAAUUUGGUUACACCGCUAAAGAAGUAGUUGGUCAAGACCCAAUUAAUGUAAUGGUAGAAGAUCGAGAUGCUGCCUUUGCCAUGAAUGUUGCUCAACGUUGUGUCAGAGGAGAGAGCUGGACCGGUGAGUUUCCUGUCAAGAGCAAAUCAGGGAAGAUAUUUUCAGCUGUGACUACGUGUUCCCCGUUCUAUGAUGAUGACGGUUCAUUGGUUGGGAUCAUUUCCAUCACAAGUGACAUAGCACCGUAUCUGCACUCAAGAAUCUCUUUGUCUAAAUCAAAACAAGGUGAAACGAUCUCUAGCCCUGCAAGGAAUAGUUUUGCCUCCAAACUUGGCAUUAACUCUCAUCAGCCUAUACAAGCUGCUCUGGCAUCAAAAAUAUCAGAUUUGGCAUCCAAGGUGAGUAACAAGGUCAGGUCGAAAAUGCGAGGAGGUGAGAGUAGUGCCACACUCUCUGAGGGUGGCACUUGGGAUAGUCAUCAUUCAGAUCAUAAUGUCUUCGGUGUUACUCUCUCUGACCACAGGGACGAUGCAGCACCAAGUGGUGCUAGCUCACCUAGAGGGGAUUUUAUCCAGUCUCCUUUUGGUGUAUUCACUUGUAAAGAUUGUACUGAUGGAAAGACUGCAAUCCAUAAGAUUCGCCCCUCAAAAUCUGAAGAAUGUUUGGUAAAUAAAGGUUUUUCAUGGCCAUGGAAAGGUAAUGAGCAGGAAGGUUCAAAAGGAAGGCCAGCUCAUUAUGUAAGGUCUUGGGUACAUAAUGAUCAAGAGAAAGAUAAGUCUCACCAGACUAAUCCCUUUUCUGGUGCUACAUCUGAAAGUAAUAAGCCUACCAUUGACGAGAGUGGUAGUUUUUGGUCUUCCUCUAUGAAUGCAUACAGCACAAGCAGCGCUACUAGUUGCGGAAGUACUAGUAGCAGUGUGAGGAGCAAAGUUAAUAGUGAUAGUGAUUGCUUGGAAUAUGAAAUUUUAUGGGAUGAUUUGAAAAUUAAAGAACAAAUUGGAAAAGGUUCAUGUGGAACUGUUUAUCAUGGUCUCUGGUUUGGAUCUGAUGUAGCUGUAAAAAUGUUCUCCAAACAAGAAUAUUCAGAAGAGGUCAUGCAAUCUUUUAGGCAAGCGGUAUCGUUGAUGAAAAGACUUAGACAUCCUAAUGUCCUGCUGUUUAUGGGAGCUGUGACUUCACCUCAGCGUCUCUGUAUAGUGUCUGAGUUCCUUCCACGUGGAAGUCUCUUUCGUCUACUACAGAGGGGCACAUCACAACUGGAUUGGAGGCGGCGUAUUCGUAUGGCAUUGGACAUUGCUUGCGGUAUGAAUUAUCUUCACUGUUGUAGUCCACCUAUCAUCCAUCGUGAUCUGAAGUCGUCAAAUCUUCUGGUAGAUAGGAACUGCACCGUUAAGGUAGCUGACUUUGGUCUUUCACGUAUCAAGCAUGAGACAUACCUAGCCACCAAGUCCGGAAGAGGAACGCCUCAAUGGAUGGCACCAGAAGUUCUUCGAAAUGAGUCUGCUAAUGAGAAGUCUGAUAUCUACAGCUUUGGGGUAGUACUCUGGGAGCUAGCCACUGGGAAGAUCCCAUGGGAAACUCUCAACUCGAUGCAGGUGAUUGGAGCUGUGGGGUUCAUGAACCAGAGGCUGGAAAUUCCAAAGGACAUUGAUCCUCUUUGGAUCUCAUUAAUGGAGAGCUGUUGGCACAGAUGUUCAUAUUUCACGGCUAAUGCUGACACUUAAUCAAUCUGUGUUUCUUCUAUUUUUGGUUUAUUCCGCACGGCAGACCACGGCCUAUAGGAACCGAUACAACGCUGAGACCUACAUUCCAAGUACUGAUGGAGAGACUAAGAGAUCUGCAAAGGAAGUAUACAAUACAGUUCCAAGCUACUUGUGCCGUCUUUACCUGACAACGAUAUAGUUGCAAGAUAAAGCUAGUUCGGAAAACAUCUGAUGUUAUAAAAUAAUUGUCAUGGAGAAAUAGUUUGUCCACUAUAUUCUUCUCUGAAGUUUAAAUAUAAUCUGACCUUAUAUUCAACUAACACGUCUCAAUCUCAAAA
Brassica rapa (field mustard) is the source of this 3435-nucleotide messenger RNA. RefSeq names its product serine/threonine-protein kinase EDR1. The record is from RefSeq and is a predicted model, not a curated record. Gene Ontology annotation, molecular function: ATP binding; protein serine/threonine kinase activity. Gene Ontology annotation, biological process: regulation of DNA-templated transcription; protein phosphorylation. NCBI's taxonomy places the organism in Eukaryota, Viridiplantae, Streptophyta, Magnoliopsida, Brassicales, Brassicaceae.